CACCCUGGAAAGUUUGUCUAUAAUUGCACAAUGCACUGUUGUGUUUCUACAUCUGAAUCUUGUCUAUAACAAAAUCAGAUGUCCGCGUUAAUAGAAAACUUUAGUCGUUACUUCUCAAUUUCUUAUGAACCCUCCAUUUUAUCCUCUUCUCAGUAUAUGAGUUUAAUCUGUCUGAUCACUAGCUUUUUUGGUUAGUAAAUUAAAUGAUGAAUUAUUUAAUCACUGUUUAAUGCACCUCUAGUGGUCCUGCAGUUUCUUUAUAAUCAUAUUAUCGUCAACUCAUGUUUGAUCGAAACUAUUUGGCGUGGGAUACAUGGAUGUUGCCCCUCCAUGGAAUGAUUGCUAUAUUCUUCUUGUAAAAGUAUCAUCAUCCAACAAUCAAUUCCUAUAAAAUAUUCUGAAAUAUGGCAUUACUCUCUUAAUUUGAUACUAUUUAUUUUGAUUUUAAAGUAUGAAUGGAUGAAUUACUUUAGCUCAUUCCAUAUCUUCUUUCCAUUUGCAUGUUGUUUUGAUUGAACAUAUAUAAAGGAAGAAUGCGCUCAGGAUUGAUGCUUUUUUUAUUACCCAGGUUUGGAAGAUCAUCAAUACGUGAACAAUGGGUUGAUAAAGUUGAGUGGCGCCAAGGAAGCCUUCUUGAAAUUCUGAUGACUUUUGUGGUAGUCCAAAAACGUAAUCACACUAGACUGUUUGCUAACACUCACGGUGACCACCGAUUUGUUGAUAAGAGUGGAAACAUAUUGCCUGGGACUGUUGUCGAUUCUAAGAUAUGUCAUCCUACUGAAUUUGACUUUUACUUGUGCAGCCAUGCAAGCAUUCAAGUAACUCAUCUCACAACUUAAUUAAUACCUUUUUAAAUUCUAGGGACUGUUGUAAAAAUAUAUGUGUAUUUAUUAUUCUUUUAGAACAAGUUUUUUCAUACAUAUAAUAGUAUAUUUCUUUUGAUAUCAAUAAGUUGUUGAUCUUCUAGUGUCUUAUCAAAGGGGUAGAAAGAAUUGGAUUUUUUGAUGGAGCUGGUGUGGGGGAGACUAGAUUUAUUAUGAAACUAAUGAUCAACAAUAUUGAAAAAAGUUGGCAUGAAAUAAUCAGCAAGUGAGAAAGAGGAUUCUAAUGAAAUUCUACAAGUUGAAGAUUGUGAUGGGAUUUAGGUUGACAAUAAUUAAGUGCAAUCCUACAUGGCAUGAACCACCAUCACAAGUUUCUAGUAUUUUGGUUAUUGUUCAUUAGUUUUAAAUGGAGUUUAUUUGUUUAUUUGUAUUAGGAUAAAUUUUAUUUGAAUAUGA
Zingiber officinale is the source of this 1280-nucleotide messenger RNA. Its product is annotated as protein argonaute 1A-like. Gene Ontology annotation, molecular function: nucleic acid binding. The record is from RefSeq and is a predicted model, not a curated record. Gene Ontology annotation, biological process: regulatory ncRNA-mediated post-transcriptional gene silencing. Bases 534 to 839 code for a protein of 101 amino acids. Gene Ontology annotation, cellular component: cytoplasm. NCBI's taxonomy places the organism in Eukaryota, Viridiplantae, Streptophyta, Magnoliopsida, Zingiberales, Zingiberaceae. The transcript has 3 exons.